Molecule: messenger RNA, 1327 nt
Organism: Diachasmimorpha longicaudata
Lineage: Eukaryota; Metazoa; Arthropoda; Insecta; Hymenoptera; Braconidae
Exons: 2
Coding region: 107-706 (199 amino acids)
Source: RefSeq, a predicted model, not a curated record
ACCUCAUUAAUUCAUCAUGACACUAAAUUUCGGGUAAGCAGGCUGUUGACAAAGCCUUUGGCAGUGAAACGUGACAAAUAGUGAGAUCAUCUCAUUCAUCUAAUUCAUGCCAAUCCACGGACCGAGGACAUGUGGCAAGCGGAGCACGAGCUGCAUCGGGGGUGAGAGAGAAAAGGAAAAGUCGCGGAGAGGAUUGAUUGGAGCUUUUUCCGAUAUGUCUCGUCGCACACGACGACGCACGUACAGGGGAAAGUCAAUAGUGUGUCCUGGGCCGUGCAACCCUCGCAACCGAUGCUGUACGAUACCCAACAACAAUAUCAACAAGGGUGACAAUGCUGGUGGAUGUCCCCUGGGGCGAGCGGAAAUGGUUCCGCGUUGUCUCUCGAGAAAACUUCAGACCGCGGGGAUUCAGUCCGGUUGUACCCAAAGACCGACUGACCAGUUGGCCAGGACCUUGAGAAAGCCAGCAAGGGGUAGAGUGAACAGGACACCUGCCAUGCAGAGCAAUGCCCAAGUCAGAGGAAUUUUUACUCUGUCCUCACGUGUCUCAAACUGCUGUCUGGCUAUUGUUCUUCUUGUUCUCCUGCACACACUUGUAGCAUGUGCUGCAUUGCAGUACAACUGGUACGAACAUUACACGGCCAUUCAGUUCUGCGGUGUCGUCAGUAUUUUAUUGUGGCAGAUAACUGGAUCCGCUGCUGUCUGAAUUAAAUCAUACUGUUCGAUAAUAUCGACGAAACGAUUUAUUACCACCGAGAGAUUUGAUUAAUAAUAAAUCAUCAGAUUAGUCUAACCUAUAUUUAACUCUCUGCAAGACCAUCUCCUACGGUGAUUAACCAUCUCGAUUGAUCUGGGUGACAAAUGAUAAGGAGAUUUUAGAUACAAAUUACUGGAGGCAGAUCGAGCAAGACCAGAAGCUCUCGUCAAUAUUUAUUGAGUCAGACGUAACAAGGACACCCGGACACUGAAUUCCUGAUCCUAAUUCGGUGGAAUCUCCACUCCAACCGGUCUCCUGAUGGUUUGGACUCCUUUGGGAUAAAACUGGACCCGAAUUCCGACAGCUGUUCAGUUCUGAACUGCAUCGCUCUAAAUUCGGCGAUACAGCGAUUUAUUACCUCCGAGAGGUUUGAUUAAUUAUAGAUCCUGAAGUGAUGAAUGAAUCAGUCUAUCGCGACCUCAGAUAAUUAUAUUUAACCCAACCUUCCCCCAUCCACAUGCACUUCAAAUAGUCUCGUUCAAUGAGAAUUGAAUUGCAGAUCAGUCCAACCUACAUUAAACUUUCUACAAGUCCACCUCCCCCGAUGAUUAACCAUCUCCAUCGCUCCCG